Bradysia coprophila is the source of this 1772-nucleotide messenger RNA. RefSeq names its product junctional adhesion molecule-like. The record is from RefSeq and is a predicted model, not a curated record. Gene Ontology annotation, biological process: synapse organization. Gene Ontology annotation, cellular component: neuron projection membrane. NCBI's taxonomy places the organism in Eukaryota, Metazoa, Arthropoda, Insecta, Diptera, Sciaridae.
CCAGGAAUGUGUUAAGAAAUUUUAAAAAUAGUGAAAUACUGAUGUCGCGUUCGCACGCACAAAAAAAAACGGUGGAUCAUGUGUGUCAAAUCAUUUAAAUAAAUAUAUUUUAAAAUCAGCUGACGAACAAACAAAAUUAAAAAUAGAUCGAACUUUUGAUAUAGCCACUAAAAUAGAACGCUUCUGUAUACCAAGUACUCGCCUGAUGUGAAAGAAAAGCAAUCGUUUGAGUUUAUAAAAACAACUCAUUAACGAUUUUGUUUAUAAUGCGAAUGAUGGAUAAUGGUUUUUGAGGAAAAAUAUCUUGUUCAUAAUACAUUAAUGUGUUCAAUAUCCCAUGCUUUAUCACUGUUAUUGCAUGGAGUAGAUGAAAAAUUUAGUGUGUGAGUGAAAUAAAAAGAGUAAAUUCUGUUUCAGUGGUACACUUGUGUAUUGAUACGAUCUUGAAGAGUAACAGAACGUGAUACAUCUGUGCCAAAAGGAAAAUUUUGCAUUUCAGAGUUUUUUCAGUUUUAUUUUUAAAUUCUUUUGGAAGAAGACAAAUGUUGUACGUCUGUAUGGAAAUUGGUCGGUUGACAUAGCUUUCAAUUAGUGUUUUUUUUGGGAGGUAAACAAAAUUCUUGAAAACAAAUUUUUGUCGCCAUUGAAAAUGUGAUAGAAGGAUAUCAUGUCUGAGGAUACACUUGUAAAUUAUUGUGAUAAUGAAUGUUUGGUGAAUUACAAAGAUUUCUAUUGUUUAAGUAGCAAUGUGACAAAUUCAAAAUCGACAUUGUCGAGAACAAGCCUAUUAGCAAUUAUUUUAGCAAUGUGUAUAAUAUGUGGAAGGAUUGUAACAUCAAAUGCUGAAACACCAGGCAGUUCUAUUUGGCAACAACAUCCAGCACCACGGUUAACAAAUUAUGACGAAAGAACAAAUUUUCACAAUAAUUCCGAAAUCAUACCAUCUUUCGGAAAGGUCCCCAACACAAUUGAAGUGAUGCCGGGCCAAACUGUCGUACUAUCGUGUAUAGUUAACAAUCUGGGAGAUAGGACGGUAUCAUGGAUUCGUACAGUCGAUCUACAAAUUCUAACUUCCGGUUCAAUUACGUUUACCGGGGACAAUCGAUUUUCAACGGAACCAACGGAUGACAUACUAUCAAAUUGUUGGGGUUUAAUGAUACGAAAUGUACGGUAUACGGACACAGGGCAAUAUGAGUGCCAGCUGAAUACUUCACCUAAAUUGAAAAUUAAUGUUACUCUAAUUGUUAGAGAGCCGCAAUUGAUGGAUCGCCCGUUUGUCGGAACGACUAUUGACGGUGCACGUCAACAAGAGAUUAAACGAGGUAGCACCAUAACACUUACCUGUAGAGCAAUAAUUUCGACAAUAAAUGAAAAUGAACCAAAUAAAAUUAGUUUCGCCAUGAAAGAAGGAACACAUCGUACGAAACGUGUUAUUUGGAGUGUGAAUGAUACACCAAUAACGAUGCAGAUUAAACGGGGUGGUAUAAACGUUUAUACCGACUGGAAUUUCGGUGAAGUGGUCAGCAAUCUCACACUAUCCAGUGUCACUGAAAGUGAUCAGGGCGUUUAUAAAUGUUCUAUUGACGAUAUCGGAUCGGAUGAGGUUGUAGUACAAGUGAUGGCUGAUAUCAAGACUUCUGGCUUCAAUGACGCUUCGGCAGCACAAAUGGGUUCAUCAUUGGAUAUGUUAAAUAUGUGCCUCGCAUUCGUGUGUGUUAUAUUAAGUCAAACUUGAUUUGUGUCCUUAUUGUAAGUCAAAUAUAUAUCAGUCA